Messenger RNA from Eleginops maclovinus (Patagonian blennie), 4059 nucleotides. Its product is annotated as paxillin-like. The coding region runs from base 202 to 1779 and encodes 525 amino acids. The transcript has 11 exons. NCBI's taxonomy places the organism in Eukaryota, Metazoa, Chordata, Actinopteri, Perciformes, Eleginopidae. Gene Ontology annotation, biological process: substrate adhesion-dependent cell spreading; transforming growth factor beta receptor signaling pathway; endothelial cell migration. The record is from RefSeq and is a predicted model, not a curated record.
CUCCAGGGGGGCAGCAGGAUAUGUGUGUGUCUGUGAGUGUGUUUGAGGCUCGUCGAGCAGCAGUGGAACUUGAAAACUUCAUCGCGUUCAGCGAGCGGAAGACUCAGCGUUUUGGGAGCUGAAAUCUGGUGCUUUCAGUCCGGCUGUGAUCGAUAGCAGGACCCGGUCCGGUUCCCAGCAUUGGAACGAUUUCCGGCCAACAUGGAUGAUUUAGAUGCUUUGUUGGCGGACCUUGAGUCCACAACAUCCCACAUUUCCAAGCGUCCGCUCUUCCUGUCCGACGAGACCGCCUACUCCUUCCCUGUUGGGGAUCAGAGCCAGCAAGACCUCUCCUCUCCACCCCAAGUCCAAACUCCCUCUGAACUAAACGGAGUUGAUGAAACAGAGUCCUUCAGCUCAGCCCAGAGAAGUCCGUGGUCUAGAGAUAGCGGCAGUCCAACUCAACCCAUUGGUGAGGAGGACCACGUAUACAGUUUCCCUAAUAAGCAGAAGAAUAGUGACUCAGCCAUGAACUCAUCCUUGGGCAGCAACCUGUCUGAACUGGACCGCCUGCUGUUAGAGCUCAACGCUGUCCAGCAAAGCACCCCUGCCUUCCCCACAGAAGAAGAAGCAGCUCCCCCACUGCCUGCCAGCAGCGUCAUACACCAUGUCCAGGAGAAUGGAGUCUCUACUGUGGGCAAGGCUGGUCCCCCUGUACUAGAGAAGCCCAAGCGCAGUGUGGCAGCUCGGGGAAUAGAGGAUGUACGACCAAGUGUAGAGAGCCUUCUGGAUGAGCUGGAAAGCUCUGUGCCCUCUCCGAUUCCCACACCGUUGGUUGUGUCAGACGAACCAACAGAUGGACAAGAGGAAACAACGGCUCAGCAACAAGCCAGAAUGUCUGCCUCCUCUGCCACACGAGAGCUGGAUGAGCUAAUGGCCUCCCUGUCUGACUUCAAAGUCCAAAGCAAUAUCCAAUCCCAGGGAAAAAUCUCGCCUACCGGUCCCCCCAAGCCAGCCAACAAGCUGGACAACAUGCUGGGGAGCCUGCAGUCCGACCUCAACAGACUCGGAGUCCAGACGGUGGCUAAAGGUGUCUGCGGAGCCUGCAAGAAACCCAUUGUUGGACAGGUGGUGACUGCCAUGGGCAGAACGUGGCAUCCCGAGCACUUUGUGUGCACCCACUGCCAGGACGAGAUCGGCUCCAGGAACUUCUUUGAGCGUGAGGGACAACCAUACUGUGAGAAAGACUACCACCACUUGUUCUCACCACGAUGCCACUACUGUAAUGGACCCAUACUGGAUAGAGUAGUGACUGCUUUGGACAAGACUUGGCAUCCAGAGCACUUCUUCUGUGCACAGUGCGGAGCCUUUUUCGGACCCGAAGGUUUCCAUGAGAAGGAUGGGAAGGCGUACUGCAGAAAGGACUACUUUGACAUGUUUGCCCCUAAAUGUGGAGGCUGUGCCCGUGCCAUCCUGGAAAACUACAUCUCUGCCCUCAACUCACUCUGGCACCCUGAAUGCUUCGUCUGCAGGGAGUGCUUCACGCCAUUCGUAAACGGCAGCUUCUUUGACCACGAUGGUCAGCCGUACUGCGAGUCUCACUACCACGAGCGGCGUGGCUCGCUGUGCUCCGGCUGCCAGAAGCCCAUCACAGGCCGCUGCAUCACCGCCAUGGCGAAGAAGUUCCACCCGGAGCACUUUGUGUGCGCUUUCUGCCUCAAGCAGCUCAACAAAGGCACCUUCAAGGAGCAGAACGACAAGCCUUACUGCCAAGGCUGCUUUAUUAAACUCUUCAGUUAGACUGUGUGAUUGCGUAUACAUGUGUGAGUACGCUGAAUGCACAUGUGUGAUGUGUGUGCCCUCACAUGUCUAGCAUGUAUGAGUCAGUUUGACCCUUGACACCGAAGGGACUUCCCGGGCUGUCCAACCUCUCAGGCUUGGCCUUUCACACUUUUGCUAAAAGACAUUUUUAACAGAGCCCAAAGAGAUUUUUAUUUUGAGUUCUUCUCCUGUGUGCAGCAAAUAAACUUUGCUAAUUUCCCCUUUUACGUGUGUACAUAAAUAAGCAUAUGGCUGUUGAGUUGAGACUUCCUCAGAGCCCUGAUUUUGAAAUGAUUAAAUUCCCCCAUUGCAGGGCAAGACUUUGCACUCUAUGGUGGUUUUAUGCAGAUAUGAGUAAGCUGCUCAAUUGCAUGGACCACGGUGAGUUGACUUAAGCAGUGUAUAAGCAGAAUAUGUUGAGUUCAAUACACAGUGCUAGGCAAAUCAGUGUUAGAAUGAUCUAUGGAAAAUAUGUAUUUUUCUAUCUUUGGAAACUAUUUUAGGUGCCAUUUAAAAAUAUCCAUUGAAACUUUCCACAUGUAAAAUUACACAGACACACACUGAACUCCUUCUUGUUUUUCACGUCUUCAAAAUACCAGUUCAAACUCUUUAAACACUCCAACCACAGAUCUCUUGAUGAGACGUCUUAAGGUGCAUUUUACAGGUGUCGGCAAGAUAUUAGCUAGCCCUUAUUUUUGUACUGUUUUACUACGAAAAAGAACCCACAUGUUUUCUCAGAUUCAGAAAACAUUACAUUUACAUUUGUACUCUUGUUAAUUAACAUAUAGAUAAGUCGCCUUUUUUUCCGCUGUAGCAACUUUUUCAUUUUUGUUUUCCCAUCCCAAAGUGUGUGUUGUGUCGAAUACAUCGUCUACUAUCAAAAAACUGCAAACAGUUGAGGAUGACAAAAAGAAGGUCAAUAACAAUUAACAAUAUGAUUACCAAAUUAAACGUAAGGUGCAAUUUUAAAAAGAGCCAAAACUAAGUUUAAUGUCUUUACUCCAUUUUAACCGUGGAGAUUUUCUCUGCUGUAUGUAAUCACACAGAAAAAGCAGAAUAAAUGACACUUCAGUAAAACCGGUUUCUUUAAUUUACAAUUGCUACUGUGUGAAUUUAUCACUGUAUUAAAAAGGCUGGUUUUAAAUACGAUUAUGCAUUUGGAUUAGUGGCAUGCUUUCUUUAGUGUGGAGUUUUAUCAGCAGUAGCUGCCAGUUGCUGUUACAAUCACAAUCUAAAUUUGUAUACCUGUAAUAUGCUCCACUUUGAGACAGAACUGUGUUUUGUCACUGUUUUGAUGAAAAUAUAUAUAUUUUUUGAGAUGUUUUGGCUCAAACUGAUAUGCAAAGAGCUGGCUCUAUUGGCAUGUAGGCUAACUAUAGUUUACCCUAUUCUUACACACACACAACACGCACCAGCUUUGAUUCCAGUGUGUCAGACUUCCAAUGAAACGCAGCCUUUAUUAUUGUCUUUGAGUCAUAAGCUGUGAUCCUGCUGUCUGAGUUGAAGUCAGUACUUGGCUCACGAUGGAUGCUGGGUGUGUUAGCUGGUCAGGAAUCAGAAUACAGGGCCAAGCCUCUCACAACAUUUAUGUGAUAACUCAUUUCAUCUUUAUUUUCCCUGUUGCUCUGUUUUGCCACAUAUAUGAAACAAUGAGUUUUUUUUGGGGGGUAGACAAUAUUUCUUGUCUUUAUGAUCACUAUGCGUGUACCCACGUUUGGAUUCUUUUUUUUCUGAGAAAAUGUUUGCUCUUGUGCCAAAUGUGACAAUGCAAUAAGGUCUUAUACACUGUGGAGUUCUCCACCCUUCCUGUGAUUUGACUCUUUAUGGGCUGAACUCCGGGCGAGGCUUCGUCUGCUUGGGUGCAUCUUAACUCAUAAACGUUUACACUGUAAUAAACAUGCCGAGGAGGAUUCAGCAAACGGAAUGAUAUACACUUGUAGGCGAGUCAGAUUUACAGGAAGUAGUAGGGGGAAGUGAACAGGAAUUGUGAGUUAAUUUUGCUCCAUGUAUAUUUAUCUGCUUACAGAAUGUCUUAUUGUUUUUGCUUCUGUCAAAGAAUUCAUGAAAAAAAAUAUACGCCUUUUAUUAAUGAGAUUAAGUGAAAUUGUAAAUGGAGAUAUUCAUGUGAUCCUUUACCCGUUACAUUUUCUCACAAGCCACAAAUUAUACUGGCUCUUUGUGUGAGGUGGGGUGAAAGCCUAUGUGGGUCUUGAUUACGGACUGGUUAUUAUACCUGCUGCGAAUAAAAUAAGUACUUUA